Molecule: messenger RNA, 968 nt
Organism: Aethina tumida (small hive beetle)
Lineage: Eukaryota; Metazoa; Arthropoda; Insecta; Coleoptera; Nitidulidae
Product: WD repeat-containing protein 91
Exons: 3
Coding region: 104-940 (278 amino acids)
Biological process (GO): early endosome to late endosome transport
Cellular component (GO): early endosome membrane; late endosome membrane; extrinsic component of endosome membrane
Molecular function (GO): phosphatidylinositol 3-kinase regulator activity
Source: RefSeq, a predicted model, not a curated record
CACAGAUGUCAUAACAAAUACAUUGUUUACAUACUCAAUAAUCGUUACAAUUAAAGGAAUUUGACCUAAUUUUUUCAACACAACAUUUUAAGCAAAAAUUAAAAUGGCUCACACUCAAUAUUUAGAUGAGGUUAUAAGAGAAUAUUUAACAUUUCGAGGCUUUGCAAGUACAGUAAAAGUGUUUGAUUCAGAGUUAAAGUCAGACAAGGGUAAAAGUUUUAGAGUUGAUAAAAUUAUUGAUCAAUUAAUGCAGUUCAUAACUAAUUACGAUCUAAAUUCCUUGAGGGAAUUGUGGGGACAUUUGGACAUGCACAUGUUUUCAAAAUUGGAAAGUCAUUUUGCAACUGGUGUUAAGAAACUCGAAAAUGCCGUAUUAAAGUUGUAUUUGGUCAAUGCAAUUGUUAAUAACAAAUCAGAAAAAGUUAAUGAGUUCUUUGUUAAAAUGACACCAGAGUUACAGAACCAAACUGAGUGGAAAGAUUGGUUUGUAAUCCCCUUCAUAAAAAACCCUGAGGAGAAUCCAACAUUUUCUCUCCAUUUCUCAAAACAGUAUCAAGAUACACUAUUGGUGUCUCUUCAUAAUUUUCUUGCCUCAAUCUUCCAGUACAUGCCAACACCAACUUUAAUGCAAUAUGAGGAGUAUUCAAAUAAAAUAGCAAAACUGGAACAACGCAAUGAAUCUUUAAAAAAUCGUUUGUCCUUGCUGAUAGAAAGGGGGCCAGAAUCUAGUGUUACCCCCUGUAAUGUGGAGCCCCCGCCUCAUUUACUGGACGAUUUUUACAUAAUAGCUCAGGAGAAUAAUAUAAUAGACAGUCAAGGUAAAUCUCUAAAAAAUCUCAUUAGAAAUAUGGGAACUUCAUCUAGUCCUAUUCUGGGAAGAAAAGACAAUUCUGCUAAUUCUAAAAAGAGGCUUGGAACUACACCAAGAAAUAUAAUUUAAGUUUUAAAUAAAUUUAGUAAAUGUUUAA